GACAAUAAAAACAACAAAUAAGUUUUGGCUCAGAAAUAUCGAUAGAUAUCGCCAGCAAUCGUAAAGAGAUCGAAAAUGGAAAAGUGUAGAAGUCGAGUUGUUGCCUGACACAGUUUGGAUGCAAAAGAAUCUACUAGAUAGACCUCUUUAUGCACUUUCAAGAGUUCAAGCAGAUAUUAUACAAGCACCGCAAUAAUGGGUGAGGAAACUGGCAAUGUAACGCAAAGCAAGGUGCGCUCCAAAACGACGAGACCCAAAGCUGUUUACCAAUGGACUGUCGCUGACGUACAGAAAUGGUAUGACCGCCAUUGCGGAGAGUAUGCGAAGUACGGAGUACUAUUUAAAGAACAUGACAUUACCGGUCGAGCUCUGCUCCGCAUAACAGAUUCAUCACUGCAGCGAAUGGGUGUCACGGACAAUCGAGAUCGUGAGGCCAUUUGGCGCGAGAUUGUGAAGCAGCGACUCAAGACAGAUUUUAUGGAAAUACGUGAUAUGGAGCGUCUCAAUAUGCACUAAUCAUGGCAACUGGAGCUUGCCAUGGCCACUGGUACUCAUUAACAUAAUACUGAACGAUCUUAGCGAUGAGAAUCAUUGAAAGAUGACCGUUCGAAGAGGUAUUUGCACUUGAACUAAACAAUGUUCGU
Molecule: messenger RNA, 644 nt
Organism: Drosophila hydei
Lineage: Eukaryota; Metazoa; Arthropoda; Insecta; Diptera; Drosophilidae
Gene: ave
Product: protein aveugle
Exons: 2
Coding region: 196-516 (106 amino acids)
Biological process (GO): cell surface receptor protein tyrosine kinase signaling pathway
Cellular component (GO): cytoplasmic side of plasma membrane
Molecular function (GO): protein binding
Source: RefSeq, a predicted model, not a curated record